UCCAUAGCCAAUAUCCAUGCCAUUACUAUUCCUACUUCCCAUUUCUGAGUCGGAAGGGAUAACGCACUAUCUGUGAAGGAAGUUCCAAGUUUUCAUACUUCAUUCAAUCUCAAUGGCCGCGCUUAGCUUCGGCAUCGCUACCACCAGUAUCAGCUCCGCCGCCGCCGCCGCUUAUCGUGUUUCUCCUCGCAACCGCAAAUCAACAAUUUCCUGCAUUGGAUGGGACCCUGAAGGCGUGCUUAGCCCACCCCAAGGUGGUCACCUCGCCAGGCUGGAGUUUAAGAAAAGCCUCGAGAAAGAUGCAGAUGCCCGCGAAGCCUUCGAGCGCCAGGUCCGUGAAGAGAAAGAGCGUCGUCAAGCCUUUCGACAAUCUCGUGUUGUUCCUGAUUCUCCACAAGAGCUCAUUGAGUACUUGCUUGAUACUGAAGCUCAGGAUAUUGAAUUUGAGAUUUCAAGAACGAGACCGCGAUUGAAUGAGGAAUUUUUUGCACAUCUGAAAUUUGAGUUAGGACAGCUUCGAUUUGCUGUUAACAAAACUCAGGACGUGGAGGAUCGACUGAUUGAGCUGGAGGCUCUAGAGAAGGCAAUACAGGAAGGAACAGAAGCCUAUGAUAAGAUGCAAACUGAGCUCAUCAAAGCCAAGGAAAGCCUAACCACAAUCUUGACAUCAAAGGAUGUGAAAGCAACUUUGCUGGAGAUGGUUGAACGCAAUGAACUUAAUAGAUCUUUGUUGGCCCUUCUCGAUGAAAACAUAACAAGUGCACACCAGGGCAACCAGAAACAGGCUGCAGAAUACAUGGAGAAGCUCCGCGGGGCUGUCCUCAAGUACAUUACAGUUUAGUGCAUAUAGUACGUUCUUUUACCUUAAAUGAUUAGUUCAAAGUUUUGCUGUCGAUAGUCUUGUAUCAUAUAAAGAGUAAGCUACUACAGAACUGAGAUGUUGUUGUAAUAGAUUCUCUUCUGUGAUAUCAUGGCAAACGGCUUGUAAAUUUUGAAACACUACUUGUACGUUUUCAGUUGGAAAGUCAAUAAAAAAUGAUUUUAAAAUCACAA
Messenger RNA from Lotus japonicus, 1053 nucleotides. RefSeq lists its product as uncharacterized. Lineage: Eukaryota; Viridiplantae; Streptophyta; Magnoliopsida; Fabales; Fabaceae. The transcript is spliced from 8 exons. Gene Ontology annotation, cellular component: chloroplast stroma. Bases 113 to 841 code for a protein of 242 amino acids. The record is from RefSeq and is a predicted model, not a curated record.